AUGUCGACCCGGUCUUCCGCGCCGAAAAAGUGUGAUGGACAAGUUCCCGCGUGCACGAAUUGCGCAAAGGCUGGCCAAGUUUGCCUCGAUGUGGACAGUCAGAAUUCGGGUAUUGUGAUCCCUCGAAAUUUUGCUGCUGCAGCUCGUGAGAGGAUCCACUGGCUGGAAACCAUCAUCAGAGAUCGUUUGCCUGACGUAGAUCUGCGGGCUGGGCCUCAGGUUGAUGCAUCCCUGGAUCUUGAGGCCCCGGAAACCCCUGCGCUGGGAGUAGCUACCUCCGCGCCUCGACCAUCUCGGAAGAGGUCGGCCGACGCCAUUCAAGCCGAGCAAGAUGGGUCAUUCCCAGAGAGGGCACACUCCGUUGCAAUGAACUUGGGGAUGCUUUCUUUGAACUCGGACUCGCCCCAAAAGCACUACCUGGGCUCAAGCUCAGGGCUUCUUUUCACCAACCUCAUCGGGGCAUCGCCUUCUAGUACAGCAUCUACCCCUCAAGAGUCUGCCGUUCAUGCCCAAGCUGGCGAUACAGACUGGUACGAAGGGCCAAGAGAACAAGCCAAGCAGUAUUACAUUGACUUGUAUGCAUUUCUGAAGCAGGAGCUGCCCCCUCGACACGAUGCAUUGCUGCUUGUCCACACAUAUACCCGGUGGAUACACCCCGACUUUCCAGUUCUCGAGCCUUCGGGCAUCUUCAGUGCCCUGGACGCCAUCUACGACUCUCUUCAAGACCCGCUACUGGAUGAUGACUUCCGCAAUGGCUGGCCGAGUAACAUGCGGCCUUUUAAUUGGAAUGGACGCCAGGUACUCCCUGGGGUAGCAGAACCAGGAGGGGUUACCAUGCCAGUCGUUGCUUUCACGCUAUUCAUGAUUUUGAACAUUGGUGCAAUUGUCAAGGUCAGGUCUCGCAUCUACGAGUAUCCCCCGCACAGAUACUACCGAGCGGCCAUACACUUCUCUAAAGAUGCCUUCUCGCAGAUUUCACUGCCCUCUCUUCAAGGCCUAGUGAUGCUAGUUGUCCACAGUAUGCUGACGCCAGCUGAAGUCAACCUCUGGACAUUGGUGCACCUGGCGCUGGCUUAUUGUGUCGAGAUUGGAGUCCAUCGAGAGCAAGCAGAAUUAUCUGCCAGUGACUUCACGUAUCAGCAAGUUAGGAGAUUCACAUUCUUCACUAUUUAUUCCCUAGACUGGUCCAUCUCAUCUAUUCAAGGGCGUCCGCUGGGCUUCCGAGAUGAAACUUUUGAUAUACAGAUGCCUCAACCUCCACCACGCUUGACCGAAGCCAGAGACGGCGCCAUUCCGCCGUCGUUUGCAGCAGCUGUGACACAUUACUCCAUUUACAAAUUCAAGCUUGAUCGCAUCGUUUCGGACAUUAAGCUUCAUCUCUACCACCUCCCUGGCGAGUCGAGUUGGUUCCCGUGGCCCAAGAACUCCGUGGAGCACCAAGAGCGGAUCAAAGACGCCAUACAAAACUGGUGGGACGAGGUUCGAGACGAUCCGUUUGACUUCACCUGCCUUGACAGCCGCCAACGACAAGUUUGGAGACUGAAGCUCAGAGUCAAAUACCACUCGACCAUGAUCCUUCUUUUCCAACCAUCGCAGGUGAUACCAUCGCCAUCUGCAAAUGCCCUCGAAAUAUGCUUGGACAGCGCAUCUGGGAUUCUGAACGACUAUCAACGACUACACGAUUUGCAAAGCUUAGAUCACGGGUGGAGGGCUGUUCUCAAUAUCUUUGCCGCUGGCGCUACUUUGAUAUACUCUUUCUGGACAUCGGAACAGGUUCGCAAAAAUGCAUCGGCAGCAAAUAUGGCAAAAGACCUCAGGACGUGUUCUAGCCUUCUCACUGUGGGGGGAGAAUGGUGGCCAUCAGCUAAGACUGGACAGCGAAGUUUUGGCCUCGUUGCAGACCUCACGAUGCGGAAACUCUACAUGGACAAUGGGGCUUCAAAAGCACCACGCCUGGCUGCGGAUUCAUCGUCGCCUGGUUGGCAAUCUAACCAUCGCGUUGAGCAUGGGGAGCAGUCAAUCCAGGUUCUAAGUGGCGAGGAUGCCUUGGAAAGGCUUGAUGACCUACCUCUGGACGAGACAUGGCAACAUAUGGAUCACGUGGUUACUCAGGAUGCUGGUCAGGUCACAUGGCACGGAGCUGGAGAAGGGAGAGGUAGUCAGGAUGUGGAUGUGAUUCCGGAGAUCGAGACUUUCCUCGCAGACUUCGACCGGUCUGAUUUCACCUGGAGCUUUCCUCUAACCAGUGCACUGCGAUCCUUCCGGCAGCUCGCCACAGCAUGCCCCCGACGACAUGUCCGGACGCUUGCGACAGCCUCUUCGCACGUUGCGCUGAGUCCGCUGGAACCAUACAACCCCCUGGAUUACGGCUCUCGACUGCAAUCCCUCGACCGCGUACGGAAGUUGAACCAGCGACCCUUGACCCUCUCCGAAAAGCUCCUUUACAGUCACUUGAUUCACGAUGCCGACGGCUGGGCUCUCGACGAAAUCGAACGAGGCAAAACUAUCCUGCGCAUACGGCCAGAUCGCGUCGCUUGUCAUGAUGCCACCGCCACGAUGGCACUGCUGCAAUUCAUCAGCGCUGGCUUACCCCGCGUUCAAGUACCAACCUCCGUACACAGCGAUCAUCUCAUCGUGGCCGAGUAUGGUGCAAAGGAGGAUCUUACUAGAGCCUCCAGCGACCAUCGCGAAGUGUAUGCGUUCCUUGGUAGCGCGGCAAAGAAAUACGGCAUCGGAUACUGGAAAGCUGGCGCAGGGAUUAUCCACACAACCAUUUUCGAGAACUACGCUUUCCCGGGUGGUUUGAUGAUUGGAACAGACUCCCAUACUCCCAAUGCUGGUGGGAUGGGCAUGAUGGGCAUUGGCGUCGGUGGCUCUGAUGCCGUCGACGCCAUGGCCGGUAUGCCGUGGGAGCUGGUCUGUCCCAAAGUUGUGGGUGUUCGCCUGACCGGUCGGCUCUCUGGCUGGAGCUCAUCAAAAGACAUAAUUUGCAAGCUGACUGGCAUCUUGUCUGUAUCGGGGGGCAAGGGAAAAGUCAUUGAGUUCUUCGGUCCUGGCAUAGAGUCACUAGGUGCCACCGCAAUGGCCACGGUCUGUAACAUGUCCGCUGAAAUCGGAUCGACGUCGUGCAUUUUCCCCUACUCAGAGGCUAUGGGUCGAUACCUCUCAGCCACGAAACGGGCAGAUAUCGCACAGCAUGCCAACAAAUUCAAGGAUGCGUUGCUUGUUUCAGACCCAGGUAGUGAGUCAUUCUACGACGAUAUAAUCGAGAUCGACCUAUCCACGUUGGAGCCGCAUAUCAAUGGUCCCUUCACACCUGACUUGAGCCACCCUUUGUCGCAGUUUAAGCAGCAUGUCGAAAAGAGCUCCUGGCCUUCCAAGAUCAGUUACAGCAUGGUUGGCAGCUGCACCAACAGCUCGUAUGAAGACCUCUUAAAGGUUUCCCAGCUUGUCACACAGGCCAAAGAGUCAGGCAUGCACCGUGCCAAAACACCAUUCAUGGUCAGCCCCGGUAGCGAGCAGAUCCGCGCAACGGCAGAGAAGGCGGGCAUUUUAUCUACGCUCAGGGAGGCUGGAGCUGUUGUGCUAAGCAACUCAUGCGGCCCAUGCGUGGGACAGUGGGAUCGAAAAGAUGUCGACAUCAAGGGGGCAGAGAGCAACAGCGUGAUUUCUAGCUUCAACAGAAACUUCACGGGACGUCAUGAUGGAAAUCCCUCCACGCACUCGUUCGUCACAUCUCCUGAAAUCGCCACGGCUUUUGCCUUUGCGGGUGAUCUUACGUUCAAUCCAACUACGGAUCCAAUUACUUUUGUCAAUGACUCCGGUUCUCUAGCCGAGUUCCGCUUUGCGCCCCCGACCGCCGAUGAGCUGCCUGAUUCCUUCUUCCCAGGGAAUGAUUUGUAUCAAGCACCUGUUCUCACCGACACAUCGGAAUACAAGCUCGAUAUUGACAAGAACAGUGAUCGACUACAGCUUCUCGCGCCCUUCAAGCCAUGGGAGGGGGGAAAUGCCCACGAUAUCGAAAUUCUAGUGAAAGUUCAGGGCAAAUGCACCACUGAUCAUAUCUCACCCGCAGGCCCGUGGUACAACUACCGAGGCCAUCUUGAGAAUAUUAGUCACAACAUGCUCCUUGGAGCCACUAACGGCUUCCUCCCCAAUGCCAACUCCCUCCAGAUGGUUGGCCGAGCAGAAAACCCGCUUACACAUGAUAUUGAACCGAUACACGAAGUUGCUAGGAGCUUGCAAAGCGCUGGCAUCCGGUGGUGUAUCAUUGGUGACCACAAUUACGGUGAAGGCAGCUCCCGUGAGCAUGCGGCCCUGGAGCCUCGGUACCUGGGGGGAGUGGCCGUCAUUGCGAGAGGCUUCGCUCGUAUUCACGAGACAAACCUGAAGAAACAAGGCAUGCUUCCGUUGACAUUCGCCGAUCCUGCGGACUACGAUCGUAUCGAGAAAGGGGAUCGUAUCACGCUGCGGGAUGUAGACGGAGAUGGUCUUCAGCCCGGAAAGCAGGUCACCAUGGAAGUACAGACAAAGUACGGGAGUGCGCUGAACCAUAUCAAGCAGACCUUGCUUGGAUGA
This is a messenger RNA of Clonostachys solani, 4578 nucleotides long. The record is from the annotation of a GenBank genome assembly. NCBI's taxonomy places the organism in Eukaryota, Fungi, Ascomycota, Sordariomycetes, Hypocreales, Bionectriaceae.